Messenger RNA from Cuscuta epithymum, 3639 nucleotides. The record is from the annotation of a GenBank genome assembly. NCBI's taxonomy places the organism in Eukaryota, Viridiplantae, Streptophyta, Magnoliopsida, Solanales, Convolvulaceae.
GGUAGCGUCCAGGUCAUGUUCUUGUAACAUAGCCCCGGGCCGGGUGUGAUGACAUGCGAACUCAGGAAUGGAGGUACAGAUCACACAAGCGUGUAUCCUUUACUGUGCUCCCUAGGCAUUGAGCCAGAGAUUAGUAGCUCCAACUGUCGUAUAAUCUUGAAAUUCUGCAAAUAUGGUCGCCGGAAAAUCUCUGGAGCCUCUUCCUCCAGGAUGGGUCGAGCACGAGAAAGUAAAAAACGGUCGGACGACCAAGUACUACACAAAUGCAGAAAGUGGGAAAAAAUUCUAUUCCAAGAAGGCUGUCCUAGAAUACACAAAGGCAAGAGAUGUUUUCCAUGGGCAGAAUCAAGGAAUCAAUAAUCACAGUGAGAGUGAAAACCAAGGAACUGGUAAUGGAGAUGGUCAAAAUCAAGGAAUCAGUAAUGGUGACGGUAGUCGAGCAAUCUACAAUGAUGAUGGUCAACAUCAAGAAAUCAAUGAGCAUGGAAAUACAACACCAAGUUUGAAGGUUACACAAAAAACGGAUAAGUCUCUUGAGGUGCCCCCUGGAUGGACUGUUGAAUUGAAAACUAGAAUGGGUGGCUUCCGCAAUGGUGAAACUUACAAGUGUUAUGUUAGUCCAUCAGGAAAAAAGCUUUAUUCCAAAGCUAAAGUCUCUCAGUAUCUCACCAGUGCUGGAAACAACAACCUCAUUGAACUCGGGGAAAAAGAUAACGUAGAUGAAUCAUCUUCCAACCCGGAAGUGUCUCAAGAUCACAACACUCCUAAUGAGGUCCAGGGCCACACAUCUAGAAAACAGAAAUCUGACUUGGAAGAGGACAACUCGAAGCUAGUUUUUUCUUCACCUGCAGCAGUGGACGGUUCAGUGGAUGGGUUACCAAUGGGUUGGAUAAAAGAAAUGAGAAAGAGGACAAGUGGGAUACGAAAGGACCCGUGUUAUAUAGACCCCAUCAGUGGAUAUGAAUUUCGCUCCAAAAGAGAUGUUCUGCGUUAUGUAGAAACUGGCGAUAUUAACAAAUGUGUCCUGAAGCCUAAGAAAAGGGACCGAGAAUCAGCAUGCAAGAACAUAAACCCUAACAUAGAAGAUUCAUCUUCUAAUCUGGGAGAAUCUCAAAACAAGACAACUAUAGAGGACAAUGGCCAGCUGGCAAGACCACCCAUAAAACAGAAAUCUGGCAUGAAGAAGAUCCCCACAGAGAUAGUUUAUUCUGCUGCACUUCAAAAUGAUGUGGUUGACGAGUUACCACCAGGCUGGAUAAAGGAAUACGUAACAAGAAGAGAUGCAAGUGGGAAGAAGGACCCGUUUUAUACAGACCCGGUCAGCGGCUAUAUUUUUCGGUCCAAAAAAGAUGUUUGGCGUUACAUAGAAACAGGUGAUAUUCAAAAGUGUGUUAUGAAGCCUCUCAAAAAGGAUCUGGGAUCAACUUUGAGUGAUACAUCACAUGCCAAUGAAAACUCUUCACCUAAACCAAGAGUGCCCCGCAAUAAAAAAGCACUGAAUGCCAAAUGUGUCUUAUCCAAAAAAAAGAGAUCUGGCAUUGGCAAGCGCACUUCAAAGUUUUCAGUUCUAGCCGAUGAGGUUGAUGGGUUGCCACCAGGGUGGAUAAGAGAAUUCAGAACCAGAAAAAGAGCACAAAGAUUUGGAACAGGGAUAAAAAGAGACCCAUAUUAUAUACACCUCGAGAGUGGAUUUGAAUUUCGUUCUAAAAAAGAUGCACUGCGCUAUAUAAAAACAGGAGAUAUUGCCAAGUGCGUUAUGAAGCCCAUGAAAAGGGAUCCAGUGUCAGCUAUCAAGGACAAUCCUAUCCAACAUGACGUUGUGGAAGAACUUGCCUCUAAACUGAAAGAGUCUCAAAAUGACACACCGGUUGAAGCAGUGGAGGAACCCAUUCAGAUCUCUGAACAGCAAAAGUCUACGCCUACAGAGAUUGGAGUUCAAAAUGCUGAACUGAAUGGGCUACCACCUGGGUGGAUAAAAGAAAUCAGAACUAGGACUACACAGGCAGGGGGGAUAAGGGAAGACCCGUAUUAUAUAGAUCCUGUCAGCGAGUAUGUUUUUCGUUCAAAGAAAGAUGCUUUGCGCUACUUAGAAAGUGGUGAUAUACGCAAAUGCAUUAUGAAGCCCACUAAAAAGUUCCUUGGAUCAACAACUCCCAACAACUUAUCUACUCAUCAGCUAGAUACUGACAAGGAAAAAGAAUCUGAGUCCUGGACAAAAGAGCAACUAUUUGAUGGGAAGGAAAUGAAAGGCAGUGUACGUUCAGGGUCUGAAAUAAAAGAAAGUUUUGCUCCUAGAGAUGCGGUGGGCCCACCCCCACCCGUACACGCGGAAGGCUCAAACAAAAGAAUGCGUAGCAUCACCUACGAUUUCAUCAAUGCCAAUUCAGUCGGUGCAAUAAAUGCGGUUAAACAACCUCCACAUCGAAGGUCAAACAAAGGUUCUGGAACAAAUUCACGUACAAAACAAACACCUAAGUCAGGCCAAACAAAGACAAGAAAGUCCACAAACAACAAGGGCCCGACCAUGCCCGGUCGGGUCUCAAACAGACUUGCACAACACAAAACAGAAGUGGCAAAUUUGGGCAAGCAUGAUAGAAUAGAGCUUGAUACAGCUCUCAGCCCGUCCUCCUGUAAUCCUUCUGAAAACCUGGUUUCCAAUUUGGGCCUUGGAGACCUUGGGUUUGAAUGUGGUUAUAUUCCGACUAGCAGUGGGAUCGACAUCAACUCAUCAUGGGGCCCGAACGAUCCAGUCCAGAAAGUGGUGGCCGAUCUGGGCCUCGGUGAAGAAGAGAUUAUCCAAGCCUCUGUUGUGAACUCUGGUGGAAUUGAUGUCAAUACGUGUAUGGGCCCAAUCCCUCAUCACUCUGAUGGUGCCAAUAAUAAGCCAACAACCAAUAUUUACAGCAGACCCCACAACGAAGGUGGCAACAACGAAGUUGAUGUGAACUUACCGUUGCCGAAUCCUCAAGCUCACUAUCUUGCAGGCGAGGACUGCUGGACAGACCGAUGUUUGGACUUCACCCUGAAAACACUCACUGGAGGGAUGGCAGCAGGCGAGAAUUCUCAAGACCACAGGAGAGGUGGUGAUGGCCAGCAGCAGGAGCCAUUUAUCCCCCCUACUUACACACAAGUGGACAGAUGCUUUACUCUGCCGGUUUUUGAUCUGCCCCAUUCAGGGAUACAGCAGCAAUCAUCAUCAUCUAUGAUGAAUUCUUCGCCCCUGUUGCCCCCGGGGUUUAGCUUACCAAGUUACAGUGGAAUUAGGGGUUCUCAACACUUCAAUUUGGAUGAUAGGAAGGAUUACCCGCCAUCUAACCUUUAAAACCAAAAACCAAAGCUGAUGGAUCUCUGCCCUGCCCUCAUCUGUAAUGUUAGGAAGUAAAUUGUUGUUUGUAUCUGUGUUGGUGCAAAGAUGCUGCAUUAUAACUAGUUUGUUUAUCUUAUUUGGAUUGAAGAAUCUGUGCACUAAUCAUGCAUUAUAACCUUAAGAAUAAGGUAAAAUAGGAAAAAACAUUGAGAGAUUAUCAGCGUGUUUAUUCUUUUAAUUUUCUAAAGGGUCGUUUGCAUGGAUGACAUGCAAGUUAUAACAUGGGUAGACACUUUUCUGGCGCAAUCCUAUAUUUUAUUGCGAAUUCAGAC